Molecule: messenger RNA, 2226 nt
Organism: Ipomoea triloba (trilobed morning glory)
Lineage: Eukaryota; Viridiplantae; Streptophyta; Magnoliopsida; Solanales; Convolvulaceae
Product: probable E3 ubiquitin-protein ligase ARI7
Exons: 15
Coding region: 1-1782 (593 amino acids)
Biological process (GO): protein polyubiquitination; positive regulation of proteasomal ubiquitin-dependent protein catabolic process; ubiquitin-dependent protein catabolic process
Cellular component (GO): cytoplasm; ubiquitin ligase complex
Molecular function (GO): zinc ion binding; ubiquitin protein ligase activity; ubiquitin conjugating enzyme binding
Source: RefSeq, a predicted model, not a curated record
AUGGAGUCCGAUGACGAUAUGCACGACGCCAACGACCUCGAGUCCGUAGACGAGGACUUCUAUAGCGAUGGCGAAGGCUACGGAUACGGGGAUGGCGUCGGCGACAGCGAUGCCGAUUUAGCUGACUACGACUUUAUGGGCAACGAGUCUGAUGACUCUGAUGAGCUCACUAUCAGUCGUUCACAGAAAAAUUACACUGUAUUGAAAGAAGAAGACAUACGCCAAAGACAAGAGGAUGAUAUAAAUAGAAUUUCUGCUGUCCUUUCCAUACCAAGGGAAGCAGCAUGCAUACUUUUACGCCGCUAUAAUUGGAGUGUGAACAAGGUGCACGAGGAAUGGUUUGCUGAUGAGGAAAGGGUCAGGAAAACUGUUGGCUUGUUGGAUAAGUCUUUUCUUCAACCAUCCAAUGUUAAGGAAGUGGUGUGUGGCAUAUGCUUUGAUAACUAUCCUUCUCAUGUGAUGGUUUCUGCUGCAUGCGGUCAUCCCUUUUGUACUACUUGCUGGAGAGCUUAUAUUAGCACAUCCAUCAAUGAUGGCCCUGGGUGCUUAGUGCUAAGAUGUCCUGACCCAUCAUGUGGUGCUGCUAUUGGUCAAGAUAUGAUUGAUAAGUUGGCAUCUGACGAAGAUAAGAAGAAGUAUUACCGUUACCUACUCAGGUCUUAUAUAGAAGAUAACAGAAAGACAAAGUGGUGUCCUGCCCCUGGUUGUGAUGGAGCAAUUGAAUAUGUUCUUGGAAGUGGGAGCUAUGAUGUCACAUGCAGUUGUGCUUACAGUUUUUGUUGGAACUGUACGGAGGAAGCCCACCGGCCCGUAGACUGCGAGACUGUUGCCAAAUGGAUUUUGAAAAAUAGUGCUGAGUCUGAAAACAUGAAUUGGAUUUUGGCCAAUUCGAAACCCUGUCCAAAGUGCAAGCGACCAAUUGAAAAAAACCAAGGCUGUAUGCACAUGACAUGUACACCACCUUGUAAAUUUGAGUUUUGCUGGCUAUGUCUUGGUGCAUGGUCAGAUCAUGGAGAAAGGACAGGUGGAUUUUAUGCAUGCAACCGUUAUGAAGCAGCAAAGCAGGAGGGACUGUAUGAUGAAGCUGAGAGGAGGAGAGAGAUGGCCAAAAAUUCUUUGGAAAGAUACACUCAUUAUUAUGAGCGAUGGGCUACAAACCAAUCGUCAAGGCAAAAAGCGCAGUCAGAUUUACUUCAAAUGCAAGCUGUACAUCUUGAGAAGCUUAGUGAAACACAAUGCCAACCUGAGUCACAAUUGAAAUUUAUUAUUGAAGCCUGGCAACAGAUAGUUGAAUGCAGGAGAGUGCUAAAGUGGACAUAUGCAUAUGGAUUCUAUCUUCCUGAGACUGAGCAAGCAAAAAGGCAGUUCUUCGAGUACUUGCAAGGUGAGGCUGAGGCUGGUCUAGAGAGGCUUCAUCAGUGUGCUGAAAAGGAACUCCAGAGUUAUCUUAGUGCAGAAGGUCCUUCCAAGGAUUUUAAUGAUUUCCGUACAAAGCUUGCUGGUCUGACAAGUGUGACUCGCAAUUACUUUGAGAACUUGGUAAGGGCAUUGGAAAAUGGUCUAUCAGAUGUGGACUCACAAGGAGCAAGUAGUAAGACAACGAGCUCAAAAAAUGUAGCUGGGAGCAGCAAGGGGAAAGGAGGAGGUCGAGGAAAAGGUUCCUCGCGGGUAGGAGGUUCAAGCAAAACUACAGAUGAUUCAGGUGGUUGGGCCUGUGAUCAGUGCACCUAUAUAAACUCCAAGUCUGCACUUGCCUGUCAAAUGUGCCACCAUCGACGAUGAUAAUGGUGUGCACUGGUGUUUUGUGAUAAUCUCAUCGAUAAAUAGAGGAUGAAGCUGUUGAUGGAAAGCAAAUGCAGAAAUGAACCAUAAAUUGAAGUAGGUGCAUGAACAACAUGGAUUAUAUUGAAGGGGCAUCUUGUUUGUGGUUUUACUGUAAAUAGUUUGUGGGAGUUAAUGAAAGUCAUCGGGUUGGCCUGAGGGAUAAAUGCAAAUUUACUCGUUUGUCUUAUGUUAAGUUUUAGGUAUUCGGGUCCUUGAUAUGUAUAAUGAUGUAUGGACUCUGGAUUUUCUCUCGCUCUCCCUUUCUCUAAACCAUUGUUUCUGGAACUGCGCAGCCUGGUGGAAAGUUCCCAUCUCUGUAGCUAUAAAUACAAAGACCUUAAAAGGGGGACAUACUGUUUUGUGUUUGCCAAGUACUUGUGGAUAAGUUGCUUGAUCUAUUUA